Naegleria fowleri is the source of this 564-nucleotide messenger RNA. RefSeq lists its product as uncharacterized. The transcript has a single exon. NCBI's taxonomy places the organism in Eukaryota, Heterolobosea, Eutetramitea, Acrasida, Naegleriidae. The record is from RefSeq and is a predicted model, not a curated record. The coding region runs from base 1 to 564 and encodes 187 amino acids.
AUGUUCAAAAGAACCUUGAUUUCUCAUCUUGCAUCCAACCAUUCAAAUCCAUUACAAUUUAAGUCAGCUGCGACUCGACCCUUUCAAAUUUCACACUCUUUCACAUCGACAUCGAUCAUCACUUCAUGCAAUCACUUAGUGCUUGAAAAAGAUCCUUUUAACUGCACAUUGCCGCAGUUGCAUUCCACCUCUCAACUCCGACCUUUCCGAACAUCUUUAAAUCGUAACAGUGCACAUGACAACAACGAGAGUUCAACAAAUUCUUCUCCAAACAGCAACGUUCACAACAACAACAACAACAACACAUGGAUCCAUGAACCAGUGUGGCGAGUGGUCCGACUCGAUGACAAUGGAAAUGAAUAUGAAAUGGAAAGGGGACUCACGAAACAACAAGCCGAUGCACUCGCUCAAGAAUUCACAAGUCGUCUUCACAAACAAAUGUAUUGGAGUGAAUUAAUUCCAGAACUGAGUGGUGAGAAGGAUAUAUCGGAGAAGAGAUCCAAUGAACAUGGAAAGAGACAUUUCAAAAAAUCAGCCACGAAUUUUGAUACCAAUUAUUGGUAA